Molecule: messenger RNA, 2717 nt
Organism: Raphanus sativus (radish)
Lineage: Eukaryota; Viridiplantae; Streptophyta; Magnoliopsida; Brassicales; Brassicaceae
Product: wall-associated receptor kinase-like 6
Exons: 3
Coding region: 461-2587 (708 amino acids)
Biological process (GO): cell surface receptor signaling pathway; protein phosphorylation
Cellular component (GO): plasma membrane
Molecular function (GO): protein serine/threonine kinase activity; polysaccharide binding; ATP binding
Source: RefSeq, a predicted model, not a curated record
CCUUGCGCUCUACCAACUGAGCUAGACGGGCUUGGUGAAAACUAUAACUUUUAACUACAAGUUGACAUAAAUAGAAGCUCCUGGUGAACUUUGUGCUGUUUAUUUGGGCACCCAAGUACUACACUCAACACAAGACCAGAAAGUUCAUGGAAUAGUUCCCACAUUAAAAAACCAGCUGGUUUAGCGUUUCAAGCUUGUUCAUCAGUUCCUUAAAGAUCUCCCAUUCAAUUUCAGAACACCGGUGGGGUACACAUUAAGUGGAAAGGUCAACGGUCUACAAAAAGACAAUGAUUGAAACGAAAGGGGACAAAGGGAGCUGACUUUUUGUUGUUGUUGAAAACACUUCACGCGUCUAUAUCCAAACUUCUUUGAAUGCCUCACUAGACUUUUUUUAUUAUUAUUAGGAGAUCUCUCAGAUCUCAUUUACUCACAUUAAAAAAAAUAUCUCAAACACACAAGUAUGAAGACAGCUUCUUACAACUUCCUAUGUGUUGCAGUAUAUGUCCUAACUCUGCAGCUCAUCAACGGCUCAUCCUCAGCAACACCACCACCACCACCUCCACGUCCAGAUGUUAACUAUUCAGCUUCGUGUAGUAGAACCUGUGGUGGAAUCUCGAUUCCGUUCCCUUUCGGAAUAGGUGAGAGAGAGUGCUAUCUCAACAACUGGUACGAGGUUGUCUGUAACACCACCGUUCCCUUCCUCUCACGGAUCAACACCGAAGUGGUGAACAUCUCUCUUCCAGACGGUAAUAAACCAUACGGAGUGGUUCACAUCAAAGGUCCCGUGACUUCGUUGGGUUGCUCAAGUCAAGGACUAGAAAAGUCAACGCCAGAUUUGAAUGUCACGGGAAGAGGCAGUCCGUAUUUUCUCACAGACCAAAACCGUCUCGUGGCGGUUGGCUGCGGUACCAAGGCGUCUCUUACAGAUAUCAACUCAGAGAUCUUAGGUUGUGAGUCGAGCUGCCAAGACAGUAAACGUGGUCAACAAGUAACAAAUUCGAUCUGUGAUGGUUACAGAUGCUGCCAGGUGAGGAUACCAUUAGAACGUCCUCAGGUUAUAGGUAUCAACUUAGAGAACUCUAAUGUCACAAGAGGAGCAGGGUGCAGAGUAGCCUUCUUGACUAAACAGAGGUACUCGCCGAUGAAUGUAACAGAGCCAGAGCAGUUUCAUUCCAUGGGGUAUGCGUUGGUAGAGCUAGGAUGGUACUUUGAUACUUCUGAUUCUCGCUUUAGAAGCUCCUUAGGUUGUAGAAAUAUGACGCGUUACAGUUCUUACACCUCCUUUGAUAAAUGCGGUUGCGAGUAUCAGUACUUCUCUGGGAUGAGUUAUAGGAACUGUUAUUGCAAUAAUGGCUAUACAGGGAACCCAUACGUUAAACAUGGCUGCAUUGACAUAGGUGAAUGCAAAGGACACAACGUUUGUGGAGAGAGGACUUGUGUGAACUGGCCUGGAUCAUAUAGCUGCGAUCCCAUCGUAACCAAGCCGCAAAAGGCUUCUGUGCUUCAAGGCGUUCUUAUAGGUCUAGGAGUGUUGUUGUUCGUCGUUGGAGUCUUGGGGAUGUACAAACUAGUGAAAAAACGAAGGAAGAUCAUCCGCAGGAAGAAGUUCUUUAAACGUAAUGGAGGCUUGCUGUUGAAACAACAACUAACUACAACAAAGGAUGGGAAUGUAGAGAUGUCAAGGAUCUUUAGCUCAAAAGAAUUGAAGAAAGCCACUGACAACUUCAGCUUGAACAGGGUUCUUGGGAAAGGAGGUCAAGGAACUGUGUACAAAGGUAUGCUGGUAGAUGGGAGGAUCGUCGCGGUGAAGAGAUCAAAACUUGUGGAUGAAGAUAAGAUGCAAGAGUUUAUCAAUGAAGUAGCACUUCUCUCACAGAUUAACCAUAGGAACAUUGUGAAACUGUUGGGAUGUUGCUUGGAGACUGAAGUUCCGAUCCUGGUUUACGAGUAUAUUCCCAAUGGAGAUCUGUUCAAGCGUCUUCAUGAUGAAUCUGAUGAUUACAAGAUGACUUGGGAAGUGCGUCUUCGCAUAGCUGUAGAGAUUGCGGGAGCACUUUCAUACAUGCACUCAGAUGCAUCGUUUCCAAUAUACCACAGAGAUAUCAAGACUACCAAUAUAUUGUUGGAUGAGAAAUACAGAGCCAAGGUCUCUGAUUUCGGAACUUCGAGAUCCGUAACGUUAGACCAAACUCACUUGACAACAUUAGUUGCAGGGACUUUUGGGUACAUGGAUCCCGAGUACUUUCUGUCGAGCCAAUAUACUGACAAGAGUGAUGUAUAUAGUUUCGGGGUUGUCUUGGUGGAGCUCAUAACCGGCGAAAAACCAUUGACUCGUGUCCGGUCGGAAGAAGGAAGAGGAUUGGCAGCUGAUUUCCUUGAGGCCAUUAAUGAAAACAGAGUUUUUGACAUCAUUGAUGAUCGGAUCAAAGACGAAAACAAGCUGGACCAAGUGAUGGCAAUCGCAAAACUCGCUAGAAGGUGUCUAAGCCGAAAAGGAAGGAAGCGGCCAAACAUGAGAGAGGUUUCAAUUGCGCUGGAGAGGAUCCUCCGUUCAUCACUUCAUGAAGACAUAGAGGUCCUCAUCUAAAAUGAAGGUGAAGAGGAGGAACAAUCAACUCAUGGAAAUCAACAGAUUUGAAUCAAUUAAAUUUGUUAUGAGAGUUUAUAUUCCUUGCUAAUGUGUUAUAUAUAUAAUGAGUGCCACUUCUUUUUUUUUA